ACCGCGGCAGAAUCUGAUUGGUCUGUGAUUGAAUCAAAAGCCUUUGCCGAGUCGCUGGAUUAAGGUAGUCGAAUCUCUAGAGCAAAGAGAGAGAGAGCGUGAGACCCAAACUCACUUACCUGAUCCGAGAUGGAACAUGACCCGGGUUCAAAGCAGCUCCGACCCGACGAACCAGAGCUCGACCUCUACACCAUCCCAAGCCACACUAGCUGGUUUUUGUGGGAUGAGAUUCAUGAAACUGAGAAAAAAGGUUUGAAGGAGUUUUUUGAUGGGAGGUCUAUAUCAAGAACACCAAAGGUGUACAAAGAGUAUAGGGAUUUUAUUAUUAACAAGUAUAGAGAAGACCCUGCUAGAAAGCUCACAUUCACCGAGAUUCGGAAGUCGCUUGUGGGUGAUGUUACUUUGCUGCACAAGGUCUUUAAUUUCUUGGAAAAAUGGGGGUUGAUUAAUUUUGGUGCAACUUUGGGGCGCAAUGAUGGUUUUGGUGAGGCCAGGAUUACGGUUAAGGUUGAGGAAGGAGUCCCAAGUGCAGUCCGAGUGGCUGCAAAUCCAAGUGAUUCUAAGCCCCUUUCGGCAACACCUUUGGAAAGGGAGAGUGGGAGUGGAAGUGCAAGUAGAAUUGCGUUGCCUCCAUUGGUGUCGUACUCGAAUGUUUUUGGUGAUUUGAAGAAAGAGAGGUUGGUUUGUAAUAAUUGUGGCGGACAUUGUGAUUCUGGACACUACAAGUAUAACGAGGGUGAUUUUCUACUUUGCACAAAGUGCUUUGAAAAUGGAAACUAUGGGGAGAACAAAUUGAAGGAAGAUUUCAAGUACAAUGAGCCAGUUGAAAAGAGUGGUAAUACUGGAGUUGAGUGGACUGAAGCAGAAACUUUACUUCUUUUAGAAUCUGUUGUGAAAUAUGGAGAUGAUUGGGAUCGUGUUGCUCAAAAUGUUCAGACCAAGACCAAAGUUGAUUGUAUUGCGAAGCUUAUUGAUCUGCCUUUUGGGGAGGUUCCGUUGGGUUCAGGUCACAGAAAAGGUAAGCACAGUGGCAACUUGAGCGGUUCAAAACAAGGUCAGUUAUCUUUGUCAGAGUGUCAAGAGGCUAUCAAAACAAAGAGUCAUGAGCAGGCAAAUGACAGUGAGCAGAAUGGAGAUACUGCAAACCAAGGCCCCCCUUUGAAAAAACAAUGUGUUACUUCCCUUUCGGAUUCUAGUAGUUCACUGAUUACACAGGUAUCAGCCUUAUCAACCUUGGUUGGUCCACAUAUUACAGCUGCUGCAGCUGAGGCUGCUGUUACUAUACUUUGUGAGGAAACCUCAUGUUCAAAGGAGAUAUUUAAUGCUGAAGAUGAUUCUGUUACUAAUGGCUUGCAGUCUCCCGCUAUAAACUGUGAGACAGAGAGAGUCCUUCAACUUGAAGAUUCAGAGAUGAAGGAGAAGCCAACUGAAUCAGCAAGCCAUGUUGCAUUUGAGAAAAAAGAUGGCAUACCUCCAACUUUACAAAUUAGAGCUGCCAUCGCAACAGGUCUUGGAGCAGCUGCUGCUCGUGCAAAAUUGCUGGUGGAUCAGGAGGAUAGAGAGAUUGAACAUCUUUUGGCAACCAUAAUAGGGACACAGAUGAAGAAGUUGCACUGCAAAAUGAAGAAUGUCGAAGAAAUAGAGCUGCUUAUGGAGAAUGAAUAUGCAGAAACCAAAGAAGAAGAAGAUUCUCUGCUAGCAGAGCGAAUUGACGUCAUACAAAAGACGAUAAACUCUGGCGUACCUAGAUGGAGGGAUCAUCCUUCUCUCAAAUCUUAAAAAUGUGUCCAAGAGUAUGUCAACAUCUAAAGUAGAGGAGAGAAAGAAACAUAGACUAGAGUAGAGUAGCAAUGUGUUGCAAUGUUGCAUAGGGGCAUCUUACGAACAGCUUUUGUACACCUCUCCCGGAUUUCUAGUUCUUGCCAAUGGACUGGAGAGUAGAGUAGAAAUUGUUUGUUUGUUUUUUCUGUUUUAAUGAAGCUGGAGAGUAGAAAUUGUUUGUUUGUUUUUUCUGUUUUAAUGAAGCUGGAGAGUAGAAAUUGUUGU
Fragaria vesca subsp. vesca is the source of this 2046-nucleotide messenger RNA. RefSeq names its product SWI/SNF complex subunit SWI3A-like. Lineage: Eukaryota; Viridiplantae; Streptophyta; Magnoliopsida; Rosales; Rosaceae. The transcript has 7 exons. Gene Ontology annotation, molecular function: protein binding. The record is from RefSeq and is a predicted model, not a curated record. The coding region runs from base 130 to 1779 and encodes 549 amino acids.